AGAAAUUCGCAGCUCUGAAGAGGAAUUUUAGCUCUGAAAAGGGAUUAAAAAAACACCUCCCAUACGUCGCAUUUGCUAGACGGGGACUUAUAUAUAAUAAAAAGUCAUAAUAAAAAAAUGGCCGUUUGGCGACAGGUACACGCAGCCUCCCUUGGUAACACGUCUAUUUCAAUUAGUGCAUGUAAUACAAUUUUUAAUUGCUUUAAAGCAAAAACAUACUUUUUUCUUAAGCCGAUCAUAUAAUAAGCAAUGCACCAGUGAGAAGUGCUUUGUAUAAAAAAUAAUUGAAAAAAAACAUUCUACUCCUAGAGUGGUUAUCGCUAGCGGCAAAGGGCAAAUAGGUUAAUUAAUUUUAGAAAAGCCAAAUUGCCUAUUUUGUGGAAAAAACGAUCAAAAUUGUCAUUACAGGAUAAAAUAAUAAAACUGUAUGCAAAGCCGAAAAGAGUUCCUAAUUUAGAAAAUAUAUAUUAUAGACGGAAACUUAUGUACCCACAGGAACUGACCAGUCAGAAUUAAACAAAUAGCACGCCCGAGUUUCCUAAGUGGACAACACAUAACGAAUCUUUUUAGCCAUUAUGUCAAGGGCAUUAUUAUAUUUCCAGUUGAAGCUGACAUUGUCAUAAGCGACUGCUUAUAUUAACACGCUUUUCCGUCGGCAUACUAAAAUAUAUACAAUCACCGUGGUUAUGACUGUCGAAUGCCACAUGUUUUGAGUGUAAGUCACGUCUGCAACCUUGAUUUUUAAGCGCUUGCAUGAGUAGGAUGAACAGGUCAGCCGCCAUAUUGGCAGCAAAUUACCAAGUGAGAUAAAGCUGGCUGAUUUGGGCAACCUGCUGGAUAUUUUUUAUUGGAUUUACGUCAAUGCAGUAUAAAAACUUGUUAGCUUAAAGUUAUUUUGAGAUUUCAUGUGGACAUAAUUCGUCUUCCCAAUAUCGAAUGAAAGCAUUUAUAAAGAAGGUGUGGCAAAUAGGACUCUUUGCUGUUGUUAAUUUGUUCGCAAAGGGUGACCAUUCAAAAACAUAUAUUUAUAUUUCGAGAGUGUGGCCCAGCUUUGAAAAAUGUAAAAAAAAAAAAAACACUUUCAAUCGAGGUGCAGACAAUUUGAAAGAAAAAAAAGAACGGAAUGAGUCGAAAAUGAUAAGGCAGUCUCGUUAUGAAAAGGGUUAAACUUAUAGCUAAUUAAAAUAUUAUUGGAAACGAAAAGAAAAUACCCCUGGCAGCUGGGCUAUUGUUGUGACGUUAUAACCAUUCUGAAGUAGCUAUACACUUGUGGGAAGCCGCAAGAUAAUUGGAUAAACAGUUGGGCAUUAUCGAAUACCAGCAUUAAGUGCACAACCCACACACCGGCAGACGGUUAGACUCAAACAACCCAACCGCCCUCACUCUAAACAUGUUGCGAUUAAUAUCUCCUACCAGCGGGUUUCAAAAGCUUAUAUAUUACUCUUUAUAUGAUUGGAAGCACUUAAUUUCGUAGAUAUCGUCGUUUAAUGAAGACAAAAACACCCCACAAUUGUACUGUCGUGAUUCUAUUGUCAAUAAAUCUAAUAGUCUGAGAAGUAUGUAGGUAUGGGUGACUUAAUACCCACGGUGCAUGUUCACAAGUAGAGGGAAAUCAUCAAAAUGGACGGUAUGGAAGUUGAUCGCUGCACGUAAAGCAGCUGGCCCGUGACUCCCAAGAGUGUUUAGAGACUAUUAUCUCAUCUGCCUACCCUUAGUGCGAACACCGAUCAGUAGAAUAUGAGAAGACGUGCCUAUCAUUAAAGAAUUCCUCAAUUUGACAGCAAGCCAGAGAAUAAUCGGAGCAAACUGCGAAUCGGAUAAUUAGGGACACAGCCUUUUUUUUUACUUGAGCUCAAUUUUGUACUUAAUAAAAAGAGUAUUGGUUAUUUAUUAUUGGGAGGUAACGGCGGAAACGGUAAGCUAACGUAAAAAAGGGCAUUAAAGGUAUAUUUUGUGACGCGGUUGCAUCUUUUGUGCUUAUCCUAUAGUAAAUCGUACUAUUGCUAUUGUCCACAAAUAGAUGGAACAGUAGAACAGGUGGAAGUUAGUUAAGGGGGUACAAUAGCCAAAGGGUUGAAGUUUAUUGCCAACUGACAAAGCACGCAAAAUCAGACCCUUUUUUUCUGCCCAGACGCUGGAAAUAGGAAAAAAAACCGCUUCAAACUAAAUCAUAUUCCUUAUUAUUCUAGUCAGAAUUUAACGAUCAGGAGCUAAGAGCUGGAUUAUAGCUUCGAUAAGAAACUGGAUUAUAUCUUCCGUGAACUAGAGAAAGUUUUGUACACAUUGGUGUUUGAUAGGCGUUGCAAUGGAUCAUCGGUUAUUUCGAUUUAGAGAAAUAUUUUCAAGGCGCAGCACGAGCUUAAAAUUUCAAACGAAAUCAUCAACUAGUUUACGUCAAUGGUAAAAACAACGUUCGAGCCAAUUGCAUAUCUACACUUGGGGGGUGAUUAAUUAAUGCAAAUGGUUUGAUAUAAAAAUACGCGAACCGCGCAAACAAGACAGCGCUAUCUUAUAGACUGUCCUGAGUAGCGAAGCGGGAAUACUUCUUUGAGGGAAUGGCUAAUAACACCACGAUACCCGGGCAGAAUUUCUGUGGAUUUGGCGGGGCGAUGGCAGAGACAACCGAAUUGAAAAUAGCAGCCUUUGUUCUGGUCAUUAUAGUCUCGCUCCUGGGCAAUGUUGUGCUGUGCCUCGUGGUUUACAAGAACAAAGAGAUGCACAGCACCAUCAACUACAUCAUUGUGAAUAUCGCAGUAUCUGAUGUGCUGGUGCCGGUGUUUGCCCUCACGAGGCAAAUUAUCGAGUUAUCGAGUGGUUCCCUGGUCUGGCGCGUGCGCGGUCCGCUUGGGAACUUCUUCUGUAAGUUUGUAUUCUUCGUUUCCGACCUGUCGCCUAUCGUGUCCAUCACAAGCCUGGUUUACCUAUCAUCGGAGCGACUCACAGCCGUAUUUUUCCCCUUCAAAGCCUCCCGCCUUAACUCGACUUUCCGCAAGUGUCUUAUUGCUCUAACCUGGUUUAUCGCGGCCGCUUUCUGCUUGCCACAUUUCUACACGUUCCGCUUGAACGAGAGCGACUGCUGUAUAAUGAGCUGGGAGCCCGCGUUUGAAAACGAGGCAGCGCGUGAUGUGUACAUCUCGCUUCUUCUGACACUCUUUAUUAUGAUCCCUUUUGCGUUCAUGAUCGUCGUCUAUAUCCUCAUUUUGUACAAGCUGCGCGCUAGCCCCGUCAGGUUCAAACCCACUAAGGCCGUGAAACAGAAGCGUGAGCGUAUUAACCGGAGCGUGACUCUGUUAUCGUUCGGUAUCGUGCUUGCUUUCGGCGUCUGCUGGGGCCCCUACUUCGGGGUGUUGACCGUGGUGAGCUACGGGUGGGAAUGGGAGUUCUCUAACGCACCAGCAAACUGGGAAUCUUUAUGGUUUGGAGCGCAGUUCAUGUGCUAUGCAAACACCGCAGUCAACCCAUUCCUGUGUCUGCUCUUCAUGAAAAACUACCGAGAGGGGGUAAAGAAGCUUUUUGCAGCGUCUAAAGGAAUUCAUAACAGCGGCAAAGACACUCGUACAAUUACCACACGAAAAACUUCACAAGGAGGCGGCUGGAAGAGCAAACAGAAGUCCUCACGACAUGGGCAGACAUUGGAAUGUCACACUACCAUCGUCUAGUCUUGAAACUAGAGUAUAUAGCAUAACCAUCGUCUAGCCUCAAACCCAAAGCAUUUACAAGUCUAGAUAUUGGGGUUUUACACUACCACCGCCUAGCCUUAGCACUAGGGUAUAUAUCAUAACCAUCGUCUAGCAACCACGAUAUGGGUGAAUAUUGAAGUGUUAAAGUACCAACGUCUAGACAUGACACUAGAGUUCCAAAACAUAACCAUCGUCUAGCCUCGAACAAUUAUAAUUUGAUCAAGCCUCAAACCUCAAGUUUGACCACCGUAGACAGCGACCAAAGAUUCCAUUUCUACUUCUGGAAGGUCAUGAUACGGUCAUGAUACGGGCAAACAUUAAACAGGAAAGCUACGGGACCUUCGUCUAGCUACAAAUGCACCUUAAUGGCUUCCUAGUGAUAACUUAUUAAUUUACACGCCCGCAAAAAAGGCACCUUUUGUUUUCGCACACCACUCUAACUUGGGCGCCUUGAUAACGGAAAGCGGUGUUGGAUUCUAAGAGACGCGCAUUCGCGCCGCUAUCGUGGCGCCAAUUUAAAAGUAAGUAAAACUUCAGCCUGCUCGUGGCUCAUUUGAACCCAUUCUGCAACUGAAACAGCUCAAGUCUGUUUAUAAAGUGACUAGUAAUACAGGGAAAAUUGUAUUAAAAAUGACGAGAGUUUGGAAUAUUCCAAACAAAAAUAAAACAGCAUCGUCACCCAAGUUGGAUCUGCGGACUUAAAAUAUAAAUAAAAACUGGAUACAUCAUUAAGAACACGGCUGGCAAGCCUUAGAUGUACGACUCAUAAAACAACUGUAUAUAGGGACCGCGCCCGUCAUGGUAGAUUCGUCUUUGAAAAACACUGAGACCAUAUAUAAAUACUUUUUUCUGUUCAUGAAUCCUUUUAAAGAAGCAUGCAGAUGUUGAUGAGCCACAGGUUAAACAAGUGAACGUGGGCGACCGUAUGCAGCUUGAAACACUUGGCUUUUCCCAUGAACACUACUAAAAGACCUAAAGGUAGUAUAUAGACAGCCUAAAAAAUACAAAAAAAUGCACCAGAUCUGAAUACGGUAAGCUAUCAGAAAAUAUAUCCCUUUGACCAAAUAUGAGCUGUAAACUAAAGAGAAACAACUCUUUGAAGUAUAAAAGUAGUUUAGAAAAUAUAUAUCUAGAAAAUUUAUAGAUAUUAAGCACUGGAGAACUCAUGUAUCUUGAAAAUUGAUAGAUAUUAAGGACUAAGGAUAUUAAGGACCGGGAGUGAUAAUGAAUUAGACAUAUGCCUAAGACAUGUACCUAGAAAAUUAAUAGAUAUUUAGCAGUCGAUAACUCGUGUAUCUUAGAAAAUAAAUAGAUAUUUAGGGCUUCGAGAAUGAUAAUACAAAAGACAUGUGCCUUAAAGCAAAAGGUUUCAAAUAAAACAGCGAGAGGAUGUAUUAUUGUUGAAUACAAUAAAUAUAUAGAAAACUAAAA
This is a messenger RNA of Nematostella vectensis (starlet sea anemone), 5111 nucleotides long. RefSeq names its product neuropeptide FF receptor 1-like. Lineage: Eukaryota; Metazoa; Cnidaria; Anthozoa; Actiniaria; Edwardsiidae. Gene Ontology annotation, cellular component: membrane. Gene Ontology annotation, molecular function: G protein-coupled receptor activity. The coding region runs from base 2556 to 3659 and encodes 367 amino acids. The transcript has a single exon. Gene Ontology annotation, biological process: G protein-coupled receptor signaling pathway. The record is from RefSeq and is a predicted model, not a curated record.